This is a messenger RNA of Aspergillus tanneri, 1158 nucleotides long. RefSeq names its product tRNA (guanine(9)-N(1))-methyltransferase (gene trm10). The transcript has a single exon. Gene Ontology annotation, cellular component: nucleus. The record is from RefSeq and is a predicted model, not a curated record. Bases 1 to 1158 code for a protein of 385 amino acids. Gene Ontology annotation, molecular function: tRNA binding. Lineage: Eukaryota; Fungi; Ascomycota; Eurotiomycetes; Eurotiales; Aspergillaceae. Gene Ontology annotation, biological process: tRNA N1-guanine methylation.
AUGGACGGCGAAGAACGGCCGAGGAAGCUCCCGAGAUUAGGAAAUGAUAAGGAUGCUCAGGAUGAGUCGGAGUCUGUGAUGACCGGUGCCGUGGGAUGUACUCCAGACAAUGAUGCCACCCCAACAACUAAAGGCCACGAGUCUGAUGCAGAUGACAGACAGAAGCUUCCGGUUAAUGCGAAUGAAUCUGUUCCCAAAAUGUCGAAGAAUCAACUGAAGAAGCUCCGCCGACAGGAGCAGUGGGAGGCCCAGCGGGAUCUACGUAAGAUUCGGCGGAAAGAGAAGGCCCAGGAGAAGAAGGACCGAAUACGGAAAGAAUGGGAUGAGGCGAAAAAGGAGGGACCGGAGGCGGUGGAAAGAUUGAGGAAAGAGAGAGAAUCCACGCGACACCGGUUUCGAAACACGACUCUGCUUCCUCUUACGCUGGUCAUGGACUGUGGGUUUGACGAGCUGAUGAACGAAAAAGAACGGAUUUCCCUCUCCCAGCAGCUCGCACGCUGCUACUCUGACAACUCCCGAACUCCAUAUCGCUCGCACCUGGUGAUAUCCUCGUUCGAUAAGCUGUUGAAGGAGCGGUACGAGACGGUUAUGAGGAAGACCCAUGAGAAUUGGAAGGGUGUGCGCUUCUUGGGGGAAGAUUUUGUUUAUGCUGCCGAGCAGGCCCGGGAAUGGAUGAAGGGACCAGAAGGGGGUGAAUUGGCGGGGAUUUUUGCUGACAAGAUGGACGUAACGCCCAAGGAUGGGGAGGUCGUCUAUCUCAGCAGCGAGAGCCCGCACACCCUGACGGAAUUGAAGCCGUACAGUACCUACAUUAUCGGUGGGCUAGUCGAUAAGAACCGGCACAAGGGGAUAUGCUACAAGCGGGCGGUGGAAAAGGGUAUCAAAACGGCGAAGCUACCCAUUGGGGACUACAUUCAGAUGACGUCGCGCCAGGUGUUGGCGACUAACCAUGUAGUAGAGAUUAUGCUCAGGUGGCUGGAAUUAGGGGACUGGGGGGAGGCAUUCAUGCAGGUGAUCCCUCAAAGAAAAGGAGGGACUCUAAAGGACUCGAAUUGUAGCUCCGAGGAACCAGUGCAGCAUGGUGACAGCGCGGACGCUGGAUCUGAGGACGUUCAGGAGGCUUCUCAGGAUGCACUGGAAGAUCCAGGAGAGUCUUGA